AAGGGCGCGAUCUGAGCCACGAAAAAUCGGUGGAGACACUCUGAACUCGCCUGCCCCACAGGUGAUCGGAGGCGAGCGCAAUGGACAAGUAUCGCAAGGUGAUGAAACCUAAGGAGGACGUCCAGAAGGCAGACGAAGAGAUCCGCGUGACGGCGGCGGGCAGCGUGUCGGCGUACGUUUCUCGUGCGGCCACUGUGUUCAAUGAGCUCAAGAAGCCCUAUGUGAUCGUGCAAGCCACUGGCAACGCUCUGACCAAGGCGGUGACUGCGGCCGAGGUCAUCAAGAGGCGUUUCAAGGGCCUGCACCAAAUCACAGAGCUAAAGACUGUUGAGAUCACGGAUGAGUACGAACCAAUGGAAGAAGGACUUGACAAGGUGACGGACGUUCGAAACGUCUCGGUGGUGGAGAUCAAACUUUCCAAGGAGCCCCUGGACACCAGUGACAAGGGCUACCAGCCGCCCCUAGACGAGUCCAUGGUGAAGGAAUUUGACCCCGAGGACAUGGUGCGUGGAAGAGGACGUGGCGGUGGCACGGGCAAAGGCCGUGGGCGAGGCAAGGGCAAAGGCCGUGGACGUGGCGCCUCUGGAGGGAAGAGCAAAGGCCGCGGCAAGGGCAAAGGCAAGUCUUCCGAAGCCGCCAAAGGCUCGAAAGGCAAGAGCAAAGGCAAAGGUUCCAAGGGCUCUAAGGGCUCUAAGGGCUCCAAAGGAAAGGGUAAGUAUGAAGAUGAUUAUGCCUCUCCCUCGAAGGGCAAGGGAAAAGGCAAGAGCAAAGGAAAGAGCAAGAGCAAGUAUGAUGACUAUGAUGAGCCCAAGGGAAAGGGCAAGAGCAGCAAGGGCGGCAAAGGAAAAUCCAAGAGCAAGUCAUGGGAGGACUCUUAUUCUCCACCCAAGACCAAGGGCUACUCUUCGGGAGGGAGCAAGGGUCAGUCCUACGGCUGGGGCGGCUACGAGGAUAAAAGCUACGGUAAGUCGUCGGGCAAGGGCUGGGGGAAGUCGUCCUCCUAUGACAGCUAUGGAAGCAAAGGCAAAUCCAGUGGCAAGUCGAGCAGCAAAGGCAAGUCCAGCGGCUAUGGCAGCUACGGAAGCUACGGGUACUAAGCUGCUCAAGAGACCUCGGUCGAACACAUCAUUUUACAUUGCAAAUGUUCCCGGACCGGCUAGAACUUUUUGUGAGAGCACAGACAUCACAGACAUGAGGACCUUGCAGAGUUUGGCUGGUGAAAUCAGCGAGGGAAAA
Molecule: messenger RNA, 1236 nt
Organism: Cladocopium goreaui
Lineage: Eukaryota; Dinophyceae; Suessiales; Symbiodiniaceae
Source: the annotation of a GenBank genome assembly